UAGUAGGAAAUCCUCUGUCUCUUAUCAACAACACACAAAAUAAAAGCCCUCACACAUGUUGUGCGUUAAAUGUGGUUCAUGGAUUCAGAUCGGUGAUUUAAAAACCAUCUCCGCUCUGCAUGCACGUUUUUAUUUCAUUUCGAUCUUGUGCUGUUCCUCCUACCAAAUGUCUGUCCUGCUGUCAGAUGAUCGUGGAUGGCUGCUGGACGCAUGUGCUUUCAUAAACGAAGGAUUUCGGCGGUGCUACAGUGUCAACAAAGGACAUUUCAGAUGCUGUUUCAAGAAGCAGUACUUCGAUAUACUUAAGCCCCAUAUAGUCAGCAGUUCCAUGUGCCAGACUACUGGGGAUGCCAGAAUCGAUCUAAAGACACGAAAGAAGAGGAAACGUAAACGAAGUGAGCUGAAUCAGGGGGAGUUAGAUGCUGAAGAAUACCACAAAAAGGUCAGGUUGUUUGUUCUGGAAGGCACUCAGUCUCUACUGGAAACUGGACAUCACUGUGGCUAUCUGACAGAAGAUUUACUCACAGUGCCACCUAAACAAAUGUCUGUUCAUGAGUGCCAGCUGGCCGCACUAUGCGACAUGGCCAAGCAGAUGCUUGAAAUGGAGAAUUCUGAUGCCCCACUAGUGCAGACUGUUAAUGGCCAUGCAGACAUGGAUGCACACCUUGAUCUGUUCUCAUGCCUCACAGAAAAUCCGGAUGACAUUGCCCGGGAGGUAACGCUAAUGGGGGAGACGUAUUUCCUGCCUCCCCAAAGCCGUUUCCUGUUGUCUGAUGUCACCUGCUUACAACCCCUUAUUCGCAGUGGGGACAAAUAUGACCUAAUAGUUCUUGAUCCCCCAUGGGAAAAUAAAUCUGUGAAAAGAAGCAGCAGGUACAGUUUUCUGCCAUCCUCUCAGCUUAAACAACUUCCUGUGCCAGGGUUGAGUGCAGCAGGAUGUGUAGUGGUUACUUGGGUAACCAAUCGCCCCCGCCAUCUCCGGUUCAUCAAGGAAGAGCUGUAUCCUCACUGGGGAGUAAAGCUGCUUGCAGAGUGGCUCUGGGUGACACAGAAAGGAGAGGUAGUUUUCCCCCUGGAUUCGCCACACAAGAAACCUUACGAAGUGUUAUUACUUGGAAGGUUAUGUGCUAACAGUGACAGCACAACUAGACCUCAAGAGUGUGAGAUCCCAGAACAGCGGCUGAUUAUUAGCGUUCCCUCAACACUUCACUCUCAGAAGCCAGCUCUGUCAGCUGUUCUGAAGCCAUACAUCAAGUCUAAUGCUAAGUGUCUGGAAAUGUUUGCUCGAAGUCUUCAGCCAGGUUGGACAAGCUGGGGAAAUGAGGUGCUCAAAUUCCAACACCACAGCUAUUUUACAACAGAGAGUGUGGAGUGUGACACAUGACACAUUUGCUAUAAGUACAGAGUCCAAUCAGCAUUUUGACACUGGAGUGAAUCAAAGAACAAUUUUAUAAGUAUAAACCUUUUAAUAUUGAAAAUAUUGUCAAAAAACAAGAUUAAUAUUAAACAUUUUGUAUAAUUUCUU
Messenger RNA from Silurus meridionalis, 1525 nucleotides. RefSeq names its product methyltransferase 4, N6-adenosine (gene mettl4). Gene Ontology annotation, molecular function: nucleic acid binding; site-specific DNA-methyltransferase (adenine-specific) activity; RNA methyltransferase activity. The transcript has 8 exons. Bases 56 to 1384 code for a protein of 442 amino acids. Gene Ontology annotation, cellular component: RNA N6-methyladenosine methyltransferase complex; nucleus; cytosol. Lineage: Eukaryota; Metazoa; Chordata; Actinopteri; Siluriformes; Siluridae. The record is from RefSeq and is a predicted model, not a curated record.